Molecule: messenger RNA, 1766 nt
Organism: Hipposideros armiger (great roundleaf bat)
Lineage: Eukaryota; Metazoa; Chordata; Mammalia; Chiroptera; Hipposideridae
Gene: RUVBL1
Product: RuvB like AAA ATPase 1
Exons: 11
Coding region: 164-1534 (456 amino acids)
Molecular function (GO): ATP binding; ATP hydrolysis activity; ATP-dependent activity, acting on DNA
Source: RefSeq, a predicted model, not a curated record
AGCCAAUGGAGAGCAGAGGCGUUUCCGCCUCCGCCAAUGGAUCACCGACUAAGGCGGGCCCUGAGAAACCGCCCUAGUAACGGCCGCAUGGUAACCCAGGCGCCGGGUGUGGGCAACUCGCUUUUAGUUUUGCAUUCAGGUCUUGAUUCCGGACGUCUGCAAGAUGAAGAUUGAAGAAGUGAAGAGCACCACGAAGACGCAGCGCAUCGCCUCUCACAGCCACGUGAAGGGGCUGGGGCUGGACGAAAGCGGCCUGGCCAAGCAAGCGGCCUCGGGGCUCGUGGGCCAGGAGAACGCGCGAGAGGCAUGUGGAGUGAUAGUAGAAUUAAUCAGAAGCAAGAAAAUGGCUGGAAGAGCUGUCUUGUUGGCAGGACCUCCUGGAACUGGCAAGACAGCUCUAGCUCUGGCUAUUGCUCAGGAGCUGGGUAGUAAGGUGCCUUUCUGCCCCAUGGUGGGGAGUGAAGUUUAUUCUACGGAGAUCAAGAAGACAGAAGUGCUGAUGGAGAAUUUCCGCAGGGCCAUUGGGCUGCGGAUAAAGGAGACCAAGGAGGUUUAUGAAGGCGAAGUCACAGAGCUAACUCCGUGUGAGACAGAGAAUCCCAUGGGGGGGUAUGGCAAAACCAUUAGCCAUGUAAUCAUAGGACUCAAAACAGCCAAAGGAACCAAACAAUUGAAACUGGACCCCAGCAUUUUUGAAAGUUUGCAAAAAGAACGAGUAGAGGCUGGAGAUGUGAUUUACAUUGAAGCCAACAGUGGAGCCGUGAAGAGGCAGGGCAGGUGUGAUACCUAUGCCACAGAAUUCGACCUUGAAGCUGAAGAGUAUGUCCCCUUGCCAAAGGGGGAUGUGCACAAGAAGAAAGAAAUCAUCCAGGAUGUGACCUUGCAUGACUUGGACGUGGCCAAUGCUCGGCCCCAGGGGGGACAAGACAUCCUAUCUAUGAUGGGCCAGUUAAUGAAGCCAAAGAAGACAGAAAUCACAGAUAAACUUCGAGGGGAGAUUAACAAGGUGGUGAACAAAUACAUUGAUCAGGGCAUUGCUGAGCUGGUUCCAGGCGUGCUCUUCGUUGAUGAGGUCCACAUGCUGGACAUCGAGUGCUUCACCUACCUGCACCGGGCCCUGGAGUCUUCUAUUGCCCCCAUCGUCAUCUUUGCAUCCAACCGCGGCAACUGUGUCAUCAGGGGCACUGAGGACAUCACCUCUCCUCACGGCAUCCCUCUCGACCUUCUGGACCGAGUGAUGAUCAUCCGGACCAUGCUCUACACACCGCAGGAAAUGAAACAGAUCAUUAAAAUCCGUGCCCAGACAGAGGGAAUCAACAUCAGUGAGGAGGCGUUGAACCACCUGGGGGAGAUUGGUACCAAGACUACCCUGAGGUACUCGGUGCAGCUGCUGACCCCGGCCAACUUGCUCGCUAAGAUCAACGGGAAGGACAGCAUCGAGAAAGAGCAUGUCGAGGAGAUCAGUGAGCUCUUCUAUGAUGCCAAGUCAUCGGCCAAAAUCCUGGCUGACCAGCAGGAUAAGUACAUGAAGUGAGCCAGCUGAGGUUUUCUGCAGACAUUCCUGGGCAUACCUGGACCCAGGUCCAGCCUGUGAACACAGGGCUUUCCCCUGGGCUUGGCUUUGUCCCCACUUGGGCGCAGUUAGCAUCAUUGUCAGUUCAGUGUGGGAAGUAUUUCUAAAUUAUCUUAGUUUCUCCCCUGGUUGCUUUGACAGAACCCUGCCUCACCUGGUGUGUUUUCUAAUAAACUCUUAUAGGUUACUUUGA